Molecule: messenger RNA, 2574 nt
Organism: Neoarius graeffei (lesser salmon catfish)
Lineage: Eukaryota; Metazoa; Chordata; Actinopteri; Siluriformes; Ariidae
Gene: taf5
Product: TAF5 RNA polymerase II, TATA box binding protein (TBP)-associated factor
Exons: 11
Coding region: 10-2223 (737 amino acids)
Biological process (GO): transcription initiation at RNA polymerase II promoter
Cellular component (GO): transcription factor TFIID complex
Molecular function (GO): protein binding; RNA polymerase II general transcription initiation factor activity
Source: RefSeq, a predicted model, not a curated record
CGGAGCAAAAUGGCGGCUGUACAUGAUGGACCGAGUGAUGUUGAGAGCGAAAAAGAAACAAAACCUGAUAUUCUGACCGACGAGUCGGCAGCAAACCUGCCCGGGAUAAUGAGCGGGACGCUGUCUUCAUCUCCGCUCGCACCUCCUGCUGCUGUCGUGCCGAAAGUGGAAGAACAGCAGCAGCAAACUUUACUCGCUGUGCUGCAGUUCCUGAAGCGGAACAACUUAACGGAGUCGGUGGAUAUCCUGCGGCGCGAGGCAGGGAUACAGGACGAGCUGGUCGAAGAAGCGCGCGGGGCAGAAGCUGCAGCACCGGGGCUGAACAGCGGACACGGAGACGCGAGCUCCCUCCUCAGCCGGGUGUCGGCUCAGAGCGGCGCCCCGGCUAAAGGUGGAGAGGACCAGCCGGAUGUCAGCGUUGUCCUCUCGGCGUACAGUCAGCAGGGGGAUCCGUCACUGUAUCAGGUGUACUACAGCGGGCUGAAGAAGUUCAUCGAGUCAGUGCUGGACUGCCACAGGGCCGAGCUGUCGCAGCUCUUCUACCCGCUCUUUGUUCACAUGUACCUGGAGCUGGUUUACAACAACCAUGAAAACGAAGCGAAGACAUUUUUCGAAAAGUUCAGUGGUGACCAGGAAUGCUACUACCAGAACGACCUGCGUGUGCUGUCAGGCCUCACCAAGAAGGAGCACAUGAAGGGUAACGAGACCCUGCUGGAUUUCCGCACAAGUCGCUUCGUGCUACGCAUUUCACGCGACUCCUACCAGCUGCUGAAGCGCCAUCUUCAGGAGCGCCAGAACAACCAGAUCUGGAACAUCAUCCAGGAGCACCUCUACAUCGACAUUUUCGAUGGCAUGCCACGUAGCAAGAGUCAGAUUGACAGCACGUCCGGCAGCCUGGCUGGAGAGGCUCGCCGAGAGGCCAACAAAGCCAAGGUGUUCUACGGAUUGCUGAAGGAGCCAGAGAUCGAGGUCCCUCUCGACGAUGAAGAUGAAGAGGCUGAGAAUGAAGAGGGCAAACCCAAAAAGAAGAAACCCAAGAAGGACAACAUGGGUUCAAAAAGCAAGAAGCAGGACCCCAAUGCACCGCAACAAAACAGGAUUCCUCUACCAGAACUAAAGGACUCUGAUAAACUGGACAAAAUCAUGUACAUGAAAGAGGCCACGAAGAGACUGCGUCUAGGCCCCGAGUCACUGCCCUCGAUAUGCUUCUACACAUUCCUCAACGCUUACCAGGGUCUGACAGCAGUGGACAUGACGGACGACUCCAGUCUGAUAGCAGGAGGCUUUGCCGAUUCCACAGUGCGUGUCUGGAGCGUCACACCCAAGAAACUCCGCAAGGUCAAAUCUGCUGCAGAUCUCAGUCUCAUAGAAAAGGAGUCGGACGAUGUGUUAGAAAGGAUCAUGGACGAGAAAACAGCCAGCGAGUCGAAGAUCCUGUACGGCCACAGCGGGCCGGUGUACGCCGUCAGCUUCAGUCCAGACAGGAAUUAUCUGUUGUCGAGUUCAGAAGAUGGCACCAUCAGACUGUGGAGCUUGCAGACGUUUACUUGUCUGGUGGCGUAUAAGGGACACAAUUACCCAGUGUGGGACACGCAGUUCUCCGCACACGGAUACUAUUUUGUGUCUGGAGGACAUGACCGAGUGGCGCGGUUGUGGGCCACUGACCACCACCAGCCGCUGCGUAUAUUUGCCGGACAUCUCUCUGACGUCACCUGCACCCGCUUCCAUCCGAACACCAACUACGUAGCCACAGGCUCAGCCGAUCGCACCGUGCGCCUCUGGGACGUCCUGAACGGCAACUGCGUCCGCAUUCUUACUGGGCACAAGGGACCAAUCCACUCGUUGGCAUUCUCACCCAACGGUAAGUACCUGGCCUCCGGCUCAACCGAUGGCAGAGUUCUGCUGUGGGAUAUCGGCCAUGGACUCAUGAUCGGCGAAUUGAAGGGUCACAGCGACACCAUCUACGCACUCAAGUUCAGCAGAGACGGAGAGAUUCUCGCCUCAGGCUCCAUGGACAACACGGUCCGGCUGUGGGACGUCACCAAAGCCGUCGACGACGUGGAAACGGACGAUUUCACAGCAGCCACUGGUCACAUUCACUUACCCGACAACUCUCAGGAGUUAUCACUCGGGACGUACCUGACCAAAUCCACCGCCGUCAUCCACGUCCACUUCACCAGACGCAACCUGCUCCUGGCCGCCGGCGCGUACAUCUCCCAGUGAUCGCAAUCCAGCCUGAACAGCUCAAAGGGUCGCUCGACUGCACCGCCUUUCUUAAUCGGGUAUUAAAGCGGAGAUUCUUACAGACCUAACCAUGUGUGCAUUUCUAUCAGUUCUACAUGGACGCUGAGACUUAAAGUUCAUUACUUUACACAUCACUGCCAUACAGGACUGUAGCCCAAGCCUCCUGAACUGUACAGUCUUUUAUAAUUAUGUAAAUAAAACAUUAUGUAUUGUUUUGGUACAAGUUUUAUUUUUAACAUUAUUUGACUGAAGACAACCAGCUACUGAAUCUUCAUCCUGUACAGCAAAGUCACACAACCUGUAAAAGGGGAGGGAGGAAGGGAAGGGAAG